AGAGAAACUCAAGCAGCACGUGGUGUUAACAUGGCGUCCCGCGCCGAGAGGAGAGUUUCUAAGGACUCCAGCAGCAGUGACGACGAAGAGCUUAAAAAAUGCCGGGAGGCCGUUUGGGAAUGCCAAACAUUUAAGGCAAAAGAUGGGGUUGGCAGUGUUAAACAGGAGUCCAAGCGCGUUGUGGUUGCCGACCACGAGCAUGACGGAAACGAGCUCCAGGUCACCCAAGGAUUUCGGAAACAUGUCGCUAGAAAGCUGGAGGAUCUUCUGGAUAGUUGCAUUUCAGAAACACAGCACAUAUCCUCAAAAUGUCUGGAAUCAAAAUGUGAUGAUGGUCAAGAUGAGGGAUUUCGUUUGUUUUCUACAUCUGUCCCAGGACAGGAAGAUGCUAAGCCUUCGUCACCAGCCAGGCGUCGACCUCCUCCCAGCUCAAGUGACAGCGACAGCGAGAUGGAAACCAGACUGAAAGAGGCAGCAGUGUCCAUCAGUGACCUGUUACCUUCGUCCAUGCGCUCAUCUUCCUCAGCAGAGCCUGUCGGCCCAGAAUCUGGAGCAAAAAAGAAGGUGCAAGAGGAAGAAGAGCAUUGUGUCGUCAAGAAAAAGACAAAACGGAAAAAAGAAGAGAAUAAGCAGGACUCUGUAUCCUCUGCUCCUCACCAAGGCAAUGGUGAGCAGGAACAUUCUAUAGUCAACACAAAACAAAAAAAGAAAAAGCGUAAAAGAAAUACAGAAGAAACGGCUUUGAACUGAGUUUUUAAUCUAGUGUUUACUCAUUCGGGCUGUCUGUGUUUUGUGUUGAACUGAUCAAGUGGUGUGGAGCACUCAAUUACUUCUCAGAUAACGCAAGGCAUCUAGUCUGUUUAUAAAAUAACUUUACAUCGGUUGUUGAUGGUUAUACAUAUUUUUUUAAAAACUUCAUCAAAAGUGGAAAAAAAGCAUUUAAGGAAAGCAAAUUAAAAACAAUGCAGGUAACAUUUGUUUCAUCUAAAGUUACAGUUUCUGAGAAAAAAUAUUUUAAUAAAAAUAUACAUUUUGGUGUUGA
Messenger RNA from Poecilia reticulata (guppy), 1042 nucleotides. RefSeq names its product chromosome 9 C12orf43 homolog (gene c9h12orf43). Lineage: Eukaryota; Metazoa; Chordata; Actinopteri; Cyprinodontiformes; Poeciliidae. Gene Ontology annotation, biological process: Spemann organizer formation; negative regulation of Wnt signaling pathway; Wnt signaling pathway. The record is from RefSeq and is a predicted model, not a curated record.